AUGCAGCGCAAGCUGCUGGCCCUGCUUGUGCUGUUAGCGCUCCAUGGCGGAGCAGGAGAUGCGGGCAGGGGCGAAGAUGCUCACGAGUAUCGCGACAACAUGGUGAUCCGGAAGCUGCCAGCCGACGUGAAGAGGAGGCUCGAGGAAGCGAAGAAGUUGGAGGGGACGGACUGGGAGGGAGUGGCGUCGGCAUGCUUGCAGAUCGGCCGAGAGGACCUGUCAUGGCGCGUCCUGUCGAUGAUAGCGCGCAUGAGGAAGGACGCGUAUCGCUGUCCUUCCGUCUUCUACAGCUCCUAUGGAUGGGUCGCUUCCUACUCCAUCGAUCCGACAGCAUCGCACCCUCCAGUUCUCUGCAGCUGCAUGCGUCCCCCCGCUCAAAACGUCAACUUCCUGCAGACCGGCACAACACUUGAGGAGGCACUGGCGCGAUAUGCUGAAUUUCACCGCUCAGUCUACUUCGCUGACAGACCCCCCGACGAUACAAGAGCGCUCGUGACUGACCCAAAGCAGCUGCGGCAUGGUACACCACACCCAGCAGCCGUCAUGCUCUACUCCUCCUACUCCUCCUUCUGGGGUCUGAUCAGCAGGAGAGAUGCGACGUACCCUCUCGGGCGUCUGUGCGAUGUAGCCGACGACCAUGUAGCCGCGAGCUCCUUGCGUUGCGAUGCGGUGCUGAGCUGGGAGCAGGCGAGCCGAGUACUGGGACAUCGGGAGUACCGACUGAUGGGCUGCAUGAUGAGGGUUCGGGUGCUUGCUCGCAGCAAAUACGGCGAGAGGGAGGGCCCCGUUGCCCACACUGGCGAGCAGCAUGCUGCAAGGGGAGCAAGUGCAGUAGACGCGCAGGGGAGACCUCGUGGGGAGGACGGGGUAGAAACUGCCAUGCUCGACUGGUGGAUGCUCGGCAGAGCACAAGACGCGGUCCUAACGGACAUGUCCUCGUUCGGGUACUCGGCAACAGCCAGGUCGCUGUUCAACACAACGAUGCCCAUCACCAUCAAGAAGAACUCGGAGAAGCAAAUGUCUAAUGGUUUGAUGAAGAAACUCUUGCAGACAGAGUAA
Molecule: messenger RNA, 1059 nt
Organism: Guillardia theta CCMP2712
Lineage: Eukaryota; Cryptophyceae; Pyrenomonadales; Geminigeraceae
Exons: 8
Coding region: 1-1059 (352 amino acids)
Source: RefSeq, a predicted model, not a curated record